AUAGAAGUCUGCUUAACAAUCAAACAGUUUACACUGAAAUGCAUAGCACUAUUUGUAGUAGCCCAGAACACCUGUAGGUUAUUGAGGAACCACUUUAGACUAUUACUUAAUGUUGCUUCUGCAAAGAAAAUGUAAAACUUUUUUCUGUCUAUGUUCCAGGUUCGAUUGGUGUUGUCGCCCUGCUAAAAGUACAUUGCCCCUGGAGUGUUUUAGCCGCUUCUCUGGGGUGCUUUUCACCAACGACAAAUUCCGGGUCAAUGCCAGCAAACAGAAGUUUAUGGACUUGGAGCUGAAACUGAGGCACAAGGAUACCCUCUUCACCCCGGUUUUUAACGUUCAGAAAGCCUCAAAAAAUAAAAACAUCCAGAAAGAUUUCAUCCAGUGGCUUGAAAAAUGUCACAGUCAGUUUGAUAAGCAAGUAAAGUUCCUUGGCUAUUCAAAGACUGUGACACGAACUGAUGUGCCCACUAAGAAGAUGCAGCAUCCCUGGGCGGUGUAUUCCGCUAUUGAGUUGGAUGGCAAAAUAUACAAAGCAGGGGAUCUUGUGAAAUCUCAGAGAACUCAGCCAACUUAUUACGGCAAAGUGAAUAAAUUUUUCCUGUAUGGAGACCAUGAAGGAAAUGUUUUUGCCACCGGCGGAGAAGUGGAAAUCACACGUGUAAGUAAAAAAAUUAUGCAGUUUGAAAAAGCUAAAUGACAGCUGUGAACUAUCUGUCAAAUAAAAACAAAGAAAUAUUUUGCUCAAGUGAAAUUUUUGCUUAAUAAAGUUGCACUUUUCCAGUUUAGGUUUAUAAGCUGGUGUGCAUUGGGUACAUAUGAUCUGGACCUUUUAAUGUCGAGAUGUUCUUCAUGUUAUUUUUAUGUUGUAGAGUUUUGUUACUGACUAAAUUAGAACAUUUUUAAAUUUAGAUAAAUGAUUUGUGCAGAAAAUUGGAUGUAUCCUGUGACCCCUCAAGUUUAUUCUCAUAAAUGCAUUUAUGUUUUAAAUACAUUUUAAUUUAGAAACUAAUUUGAGUCAAUUUG
Messenger RNA from Poecilia latipinna (sailfin molly), 1023 nucleotides. RefSeq names its product structural maintenance of chromosomes flexible hinge domain-containing protein 1-like. NCBI's taxonomy places the organism in Eukaryota, Metazoa, Chordata, Actinopteri, Cyprinodontiformes, Poeciliidae. The transcript has 3 exons. The record is from RefSeq and is a predicted model, not a curated record. Gene Ontology annotation, biological process: double-strand break repair. The coding region runs from base 110 to 697 and encodes 195 amino acids.